This is a messenger RNA of Galeopterus variegatus (Sunda flying lemur), 5331 nucleotides long. RefSeq names its product F-box protein 28 (gene FBXO28). The transcript is spliced from 6 exons. The record is from RefSeq and is a predicted model, not a curated record. Gene Ontology annotation, biological process: protein polyubiquitination. The coding region runs from base 19 to 1125 and encodes 368 amino acids. NCBI's taxonomy places the organism in Eukaryota, Metazoa, Chordata, Mammalia, Dermoptera, Cynocephalidae. Gene Ontology annotation, molecular function: protein binding.
AGGAAUCAAACCUCCAAGAUGGCGGCGGCGGCCGAAGAGCGGAUGGCUGAGGAAGGAGGAGGCGGCCACGGCGACGGCGGCUCCCCUUUGGCCGCCGGCUCUACCCAGCGGCAGCCUCCACCGCCCCCGCCCCAGCUCCCGCAGCCAGGGUCCCAGGCACCCCAAGUGCCGGCGCUGGCUCCGGACCAGCUGCCUCAGAACAACACGCUGGUGGCGCUGCCCAUCGUAGCCAUCGAGAACAUCCUCAGCUUUAUGUCCUACGAUGAAAUUAGUCAGCUCCGCCUGGUUUGUAAAAGAAUGGACUUGGUCUGCCAGAGAAUGUUGAAUCAGGGAUUUCUGAAAGUGGAGAGGUACCAUAAUUUAUGUCAGAAGCAAGUUAAAGCACAACUCCCAAGGAGAGAGUCAGAAAGGAGAAACCAUUCAUUAGCUCGUCAUGCAGACAUCCUCGCUGCUGUUGAAACAAGGCUGUCUCUAUUAAAUAUGACUUUCAUGAAGUAUGUGGAUUCCAAUCUCUGUUGCUUCAUCCCAGGAAAGGUGAUCGAUGAGAUUUAUCGUGUAUUAAGGUAUGUCAAUUCUACCAGAGCUCCUCAAAGAGCUCAUGAAGUACUUCAAGAGUUAAGGGAUAUUUCCUCCAUGGCAAUGGAAUACUUUGAUGAAAAGAUUGUUCCAAUUCUAAAGAGGAAAUUACCAGGAUCAGAUGUGUCUGGAAGACUCAUGGGCUCUCCUCCAGUUCCAGGACCGUCUGCAGCACUAACAACAAUGCAGCUCUUCUCCAAGCAAAACCCUUCAAGACAAGAGGUUACCAAACUUCAGCAGCAGGUUAAAACAAAUGGUGCUGGCGUGACUGUUCUCAGGCGUGAAAUUUCUGAGCUUCGCACCAAAGUGCAAGAACAGCAGAAACAGCUUCAAGACCAGGACCAGAAACUGCUAGAGCAGACCCAGAUCAUAGGUGAACAGAAUGCACGGUUGGCAGAGCUGGAACGCAAACUACGAGAAGUAAUGGAAAGUGCAGUAGGAAACUCCUCAGGGUCUGGGCAGAAUGAGGAGUCUCCUCGGAAACGAAAAAAGGCAGCAGAAGCCAUAGACUCUCUUAGGAAAUCUAAACGUCUUCGGAAUAGAAAAUAAAUUGGAAUGUGAUUCUAGCUCCAGAGAAAGACAUGGCUUAGUAGCUUAAACUGUUAUGCAUAUCAGGAUACUGUGAGCAACAUGGUAUCCCUUAGGCUUCUAGGCUUUCAGAAUACAACUUAAACUUGAACUUUUAUGGUUGGGACAUUCUUUUCCUGCUUCUCCUGGUUGAACUGAUGCACACAAUCUUUUUACUUUGCAAUAGAUUUGUACUAACCAGACCUGUUCUAUCUUGUUUUGAGGAGUUAACUUUUUUCCUGUGCAGAUAAUGUUUAAAGUAAGUUUAUUUGUUUCUGCAUAUAUGCACAUUACAUAAAGAUCUUAAACCCAGUCUUGACAGACUAGAAGUUAAGUUUAAUACAGAAAAUGUCCUGUUCACUUGAAACAAAAGACCUAACUUUUUAAAUGGACACUAUCUUGGUUUUUUUUGUUUUUUUUAAAGUUGACUUUUUGUUGUAAGUGACCUUUGUCUGGAAUGUCUGAAAAGUAGUUAAUGCUUUUUGGUAUUGAAGUAAUGGGUAACUAAAAUGGACUUCCAUAGUAUUGACUGUAGGAGUCUCUACAGUACUGACUAUAUUUUUUUAUAAACUACUGGCAAGGAAUUUAUCUAGUCGUUAUACACGUUUUUGGUUCUCUUUUGGGGCCAUGUCCCACAUUUGCAUGGAUGGAUGCAUGCAUUGCCUAGUCAACCACUUAAAAAGCUCUUGCACUGGUAUUGAUCUUGAACCUCUAUUCUUCACUUUUUAGAGCAGCACCUUAGUUUAUUUAAGCACUAACAUCUUCCACUGCAACAGCUUGCCUCUAGAGUGGGGAUUGUUUAGUCCAUUUGUCCUCCAGCUUUAUAAGAACAAGAGACUAUUAAAGCCCAUUGCUUUAUCUAUUCUCCAUAAGGUUCAGGUGUACUGGCUAUAGCAGAACCCCAAAUUCCAAGGCUCUUUCUAUUGAUAUUGGACCUCCCACAACUAACACUGUUCCUCACUCACCAGUGUGUGUGCUCAUUGAUCAAAUGUGAUUGAGUAGGGGACCCAACUUGUGGGAUGCAGUUUUGCCAUUGAAAAAAAGUUUAUUCAAGAAAAUGUACCAUGAAAAAGCAUUUUGAUCAUAUUUCUGGGGGACGACCUAAGGGAAGCUUUUUAAUAUUAAUUUCAAGCUUUCCUUAUCCUGCAACUUUAAACAAAAGCUUUAAUUUCUUUUGCACUCCUGUUUUGAGCUUGUAACUGGAAAAGCAUGUCUUGCACUGUUCAGUCUUCUGAGUGGUCACUUUAACAACUUCCAAAUUGUGUACAGUGAUUAUUUUCCCCCAGUUGUAUAUUUUUGAGACAUUCAACUAUCACUGUCCAAGGUUUAUUUUAAUGUACUAAAUUAUGUAGUUAUUUGACUAAGUUCUUUUAAACAACUGCGGCCUUGGGCUUCAGUUAUUUAAAGUAAAUUUAGGUGUAAUAUAGAAAACUAUCCCUUUCCAGGUGGAAGUUUGACACCUGUAUAAAAACCUAAGGUUUUGGUAAGUACCUUACUUGAGUAAAAGCACAAGGUUAUCACCUUUUUUAUCCGUCCAAAAUGACAUGGUUAUGCAUCCUUUAGAUUAAACUCACCAGGUGAAACUUUUUUCUAUUUAUUUUUAAUAUUGUCCUUACAUAAUAUUGUCCUUAGAUUUUGAUCAGUUCUGUGUCUAACUUUGAAACUCCAUUUACAAUGUCAUAUGUUUUCAAUGAAAAACCAUAAAGUAACAUUCAAGUGUUUCAUGGUUUGUUGGUAAGGUAAUUUUAAAAUAAACAAUUUCCGAAAAACACUUGUCAGCCAAGGUCAUCCAUAAAAGUCCCUGUCUGGAACUCAUUUCUAAGCAGUUCUUAUUUUUGUAAUUCAGGAUUUAGCCAUAUUAUCAUAACUUUGGAGGAGGCCUACUGGAAUACUCAUGGCUUUUUAUAAUCUGCUUUUCUGGUAAUAGGAAGACUUUAAGUAUCAAACUAUGUGUUUACUGGUUUACAAAGUAUGAUUCUUAUUCAUCGAAGGGGUACAGCCUCAUUAUUUUUUUAGUAGUUGUUUACAGAUUAUUAAAAGUUUCCUGAAUUUCUUUUUAAGCUAAAUCUAGAGAGCCUAAAUGUAUCUGUGGUCUUCCAUUAGUUAAUGUGAGUAUAUGGCUUUCAUAAUAAGCAUUCACAUAAUUAGAAGGUAGAUUUUCUGUUCCAAAAUCCAAAUUUCUGCAGCAUAUACUUGUAAUCACCUGCCUAUAAGGCUGAUGAGUUGAACUUGUUAAUGAUGAGCAUUGUAUAACAGUAGGAGAAUAAAGCACUGUAAUUCAGUUAAGUCGUCUUACUUAGACUAGCUACAGCGUGUUAGGAUAUUGCCUUCGUCACUUAUUUGAUAGCUGUUAUACCUACUUUUGGGUAGCAUAAUGGUAUUUAAGAUUCAACAAAUCACACAUUUUGAUCAGCUAAAACUGACAUAUGUUACAGGAAAAAUUGUAGAUUAGCCUCCCGAGAGAACCAUCCUGCCCUGCAUUUUAUGUCAAUAAUUUAAAUGCAUUGUGUUGUCCUAGUGAAACAUUUCAUAAAGUGUUCCCGUCUUCUUCCUUGGCUGUUUUUCAGAGGAGACUUCUCUGUUUUAAUGGGUCAUUCCCACAUAUAAAUUUAUUAUGGUACAACACUAUACAUGUGGAUAAAAAUGUCAAAAGGCAUGUAUAUGAAGAGGACCAGCACUCCCUGCACCCUAACUGGAUCCUCUGCUAUCUCCCACGUGGACUCGGAUUACGUGGUUUUCACACAUUCUGAGGUUAUAGAACCUGUUGUUUUUCAAACUCCUCUUCUGAUGUACAGAGCCUGGAAAUAAUGGGGCAAACACAAAUGUAUUCAGAGUAGUCAUACUGUUUUAAAGUCUGUUGGGAUGCCAUCAGGUUUAAAGCCACUGGUUUGGGAAGCAACAUUUUUUGUAAAAUGUGUUUUUUGGAGUACUGAACUUUACAGGGGCUUGCCUUAAUCUCUAUUUAGUAGUUUCAAGAUGUAUGCGCUGUUAUUCUACAUGUUAAAAUGUUAAAAUAUUCUAUGUAGCCCCAAAGGUGGGUAAAACAGAGUAUAAGUAAUGCCUAAAUAAAUAAGCUAAAAGGUGUCACUACAGCUGGAAUUUUUAGAGGAAAUGGACAUAUAAAAAUAGGCUAUGUAUAAUAAAAAUAAUGGCACCUUAAGAUUGCACUAUUUUAUGCAUUACUUUAUAUGCCGUUUCAUAGCCUGCACUUUAAUCUCCAAAGAAACAAUGUAUGAUGUCCCAGUUGUUCCUUAUUAAACUUUUUCCUAAGAACAGGGCACUUAUAUACUGAAUUAGUUUCUUGGAGGUGGAUUCCUUUUUUGAGUUCUCUAUUUCCUUAGCCAUAAUGUUUUCUAGGAUCUAGGAACUCCCUAUCUUGUCUAUUUCCAGCAGUAUGUAAUUUUAAUUUAAUGUAACACAAAGCUCAUACUUGGUGAUCAGCACAUUCUUAUAUCCUGCUCAAGUAAUGUAUCUAUUAGUUACACUUACCAAGCACUCUAAAAGUAUAUGUUGUGAGAUUUUAAGCCAGAAAUAAAAGGCUUUCUGAAAGGAAAUGUCCUGUAUGAUGCAGUCUCAGAAAUGGCUGAUUCUGUUAUGAAAACCCAGUUUGAAAUGCUGACCAAUUGUUUGACUUGGGCUCUAUGUGAAUUUAAUUAGUACAUAAAAGUUUAAAACUAUUUAAAAAUAAACUUAUAGCCCACCAUCUGAGGUGAAUUAUUUUCAAAAAAUAUUAAAUCUACAAAAUAAGACUAGCAACUAGUUGGCUGCUGCCUACCAUGAUUUUACUUUUAAUAGCAAUACAGCUAUAUCAGUGAUAAAUAUGACAGGCUUAAGUAAUGUUGGCCUUUUGCAGAAAGAAUCCUGGUUAAAUUUUUGAAUUUUAAAAAUUCAAUUCAAAUUUGUCCUGUUGUAUCUGAAGAGAACCAUGAGAUUUAGAAGCAUAUUGAGAAUCUGUUAGAUCUAUUGCCUGAGUAUACUGGUCCAUAUUCAAAGCUAUACCAAAAGGUUAGAAGUGUUUAAAAUUCCUUUAUGUGGUACCGUGUGUGUUUAUCUAUGCUUAUGAGCAACAAUAAAUUAACAGUUUACCUUCUGGAAUUUUAAUUGUUAUAACCUAAUCAAUUAUUGGAAAGUGAAAAACACCUCCCGGUCACACAACAGGGUACGUAAAUAAAUGUGUUGUUACCAGUG